This is a messenger RNA of Alternaria viburni, 1419 nucleotides long. RefSeq lists its product as uncharacterized. The record is from RefSeq and is a predicted model, not a curated record. The transcript has 2 exons. The coding region runs from base 1 to 1419 and encodes 472 amino acids. NCBI's taxonomy places the organism in Eukaryota, Fungi, Ascomycota, Dothideomycetes, Pleosporales, Pleosporaceae.
AUGGAUCCGAGUACGCCACUUGACGGCGUUAUAAGCAUGGACGAUUUCAUGAUCCAGAACAAGCACGUACAUGAAGCCCAAAAACUCGUCAAGGAAACCAAACAACCCGCACUUCCCCCCUCAAAGAAGCCCAAAACACCCAACCAGAAACCCAACCCUCUUGUCCCUGUAGCAGUCGGCGCCCGCUCCUCCCGGCACACAAUCCUCCUCCACGAAAAAUACCAAGCCCUCGGCAUCCCGCAACCACUCUUCACCUACGGAGGCGGCAGUGAGACCGGAUGGACAGUAUCUGUGAGCUUUCCUGGCCUGGAUGAUGCGGAGGAGCUGCAGGGCUUGAAGUUCGAGGAAGAGAGGAAGUUCAAUAGUAAGCAAGAAGCCAAAGAGGCUAUGAGUCAGAAGGCGUUGGGUGUGUUGGAGGAGUUGGAGAAGCUGGGGAGGGUCAAGAAGGGUGGGAAGGGGAAAAAGAAGAAGGGGGGUAGUGAGGGGGAGGGGAAGGUUGUGGAGAAGGGGAAGGAGGAAAAGGAGAGGGGACCUGGUGAGAAUUAUGUUGGGAAGUUGCUUGAGUUUCAGCGCGCAACCGAUUCCCCCCAACCCACAUACACCGACUACCAAUCCGGCCAACGCUUCUCCUGCAUCAUCACCAUCGACGGCGAAGACCAAUCCUUCGGCUCCAUCUCUAACCUCUUCUCCUCGAAAAAAGCCGCACGUCAAGACGCCGCCCGCCACGCCGUCGAGCAUUUCAAAAGCCUAGGUACCUGGCCCACCGAUGACACCGCCGUCGGCGGCAUCCGCAAGAGAAAGAAAGCCUCCCCCACCGACCCAGACACCGUCUCAAUAUCACCACUACCAGACAACUCCAGUUCCCCCUCCACACCCCCCAUCCAAGCAACCACACCCACCCCCGCCCCUCCAGGCACGCCCUCCUACGCCUCCCGCGUCGCGACCCUCGCCGUCACGCUCGCCCUGCCGACUCCAGAAUGGAACUACACGCCCCACCCCUCCGAUCCCACGUUCCACAGCGUAUGCUGUUUCUUUAAAGGCGCGGGACAGCACGAGGGACCGAUUGGUGAAGUGAGGAAUAUUUACGGCAGGAAGAAGGCGAAGGAGGAGUGUGCAAGGUUGACGUUGGAGUAUUUGCAAGAGGUGAAGGAGGAGAGGUUGAGGUAUGGGAUUAGUGUUAUGAGGGGGGUGCUAGGCGAGGAAGGUGUUGAAGGUGUUGUUGGGGCGGGUUUGGGUAGGGUUGGAUUGGGUCAGGGCGAGGGAGUGGAGGCGGGUGGGGAGGAGAUGGUUAGGGAUGUGGGGGGUAAGGUGAGGUUGGGGAUGGGGCUUGAUGGUGUGGAUGAGAGGAUGGGGGAUAUGGAUGUGGAUGUGGGGGAGAGUAGUGAGGAUGAGGUGUUUGCUGAUGCUAUGGAGGGCUAA